Synchytrium microbalum is the source of this 3792-nucleotide messenger RNA. RefSeq lists its product as uncharacterized. Gene Ontology annotation, molecular function: oxidoreductase activity. Bases 1 to 3792 code for a protein of 1263 amino acids. The transcript has 29 exons. The record is from RefSeq and is a predicted model, not a curated record. Lineage: Eukaryota; Fungi; Chytridiomycota; Chytridiomycetes; Synchytriales; Synchytriaceae.
AUGCAUCUGGUGUAUCAAGCUGAUGAAGCUACACUCUGGAAGUUUGAUUUUGAUCCGGAAGCUUUGAGGAAGAAGUAUCUGCUGGAACGAGACAAACGUUUAACGAAUGCCGGAAAUGAUCAAUACAUCAAGCUUGACUCUACAGGCAAAUUCAAGCAUCUGCUCACUGACCCGUAUGUCGAGCCCAUUGUUCGAGCUCCCAUGACGGACGAAGUAGACGUGAUUAUGCUUGGUGGUGGAUUUGCAGGUCUGAUUGCGAGUGUCAAGUUAAUGGAAGCUGGGAUUAAGAAUUUUAAGAUUAUUGAGAAGGGAGGAGGAUUUGGUGGUACUUGGUGGUGGAAUCGUUAUCCUGGCGCGGCAUGUGAUACCGAAGGUGUGAAAAUUCAUGUAUUACAUCGUCGUGUUGGUCAGAGUCUCAAUCAUCACAUUUACAAUGCAGCACUUAUCUACCUCCCGUUUUUGGAAGAGACCAAUUACAUCCCACCUGAACAUUACGCCAAAGCUCCCAUCAUAUUGGAACACUGUCAACGUAUCGCCAAAAAGUGGCACUUGAAUGAGCGUGCAAUUUUUCAGACAGAGGCUAGAGAAUUGAGAUGGGAUGAAUCGAGAGCUCGUUGGACUGUCAAAACUAAUCGAGGAGAUUUAUUGACGUGUAAAUACGUCAUUUGCUCACCGGGAAGCCUUCACGCGGCAAAGUUGCCCGGUAUUAAAGGUGUUGAGGAUUUUAAGGGGCACAUAUUUCAUACUUCGAGAUGGGACUAUAACUACACGGGUGGCAACUCAUACGGAAAUUUGGACAAGCUCAAAGAUAAAAGAAUUGCGAUAAUUGGCACUGGCGCUACAGCCGUUCAAGCAAUCCCACAUCUGGCUGCAUCAGCCAAACAUCUCUAUGUCUUCCAACGAACGCCAUCGAGUAUCGAUGUUCGCAACAACCGCCCAGUAGAUCCAGAGUGGGUGAAGACACUGACCCCAGGCUGGCAAAAGAGGCGGGCUGAGAAUUUCAAUGUCUUGACGUCUGGUGGAUACACAGAAGAGGAUCUCGUAAUGGACGGAUGGACUUCUGUUUUUACAGAAUUGGUCUCCUUAAUAAAGUCCCAAAAGAAGAAUCCUGAAGCUGCGAAGGCAUAUUCACAUGCUGAAAUGUUGCAAUUAGCUGACUACCGGAAAAUGGAAUCAAUUCGGGCAAGAGUAGAUUCUGUAGUCAAAGACAAGAAGACUGCUGAAGCCCUGAAGGUCUGGUACAAUCAGUUCUGUAAAAGACCAUGCUAUCACGAUGAAUACCUACCAACUUUCAACCGGCCAAAUGUCACCUUGGUUGAUACCGAUGGUAAAGGUGUAGAAGCCUUGACUCCAAAUGGAGUAUUAGCUUGUGGAGUGCAAUACGAUGUAGACGCAGUUAUAUUUGCUACUGGAUUCGAAGUCGGUACUUCAUGGACAUCGCGUACCGGCUAUCAAAUAUACGGUGUUGGCGGACUCGCAAUAACUGACAAGUGGAAGGAUGGGUUGUCCACUAUGUAUGGUAUAUCAGUCAACGGGUUCCCUAAUCUGUUCCUGGUGCAGAAUGCGCAGGGAAACAGCCAGGCUGGCACUAGUGUAAACUUUCCCCAGAUCAUUCAUGACCAAACAAGUGCAAUUGUGGACACGCUCGCAAAAUGUUUUGCGGCAAACGUGCGUACAGUCCAACCUUCUGAAAAGGCUGAAAACGAGUGGGUCGAAACCAUUGUCAAAUCAGCGGCUGUCAGGAAAUCAUUUUAUCAAGAUUGCACUCCAGGCUACUACAAUAUGGCAAGUACCGGGUGGAAAUUGACUCCUGAAGGGCAACUCGAUCGGCGCAAGGCCAGAAACUUGGCACUUGGAACAGGACCUGUGGCCUACGCGAAGGUCUUACAAACGUGGGCAUCAAAGAAGGGAUUGGAAGGCAUGGACGUUACGUAUGAGAAUGUGGUCUACCAAAUUGAUGAAGCGAAUCUCUGGAAGUUCGACUUUGAUCCUGAAGCUCUCAAGAAGAAGUAUCUCGAGGAACGAGACAAGCGUCUACGACAAGACGGCAACGACCAAUAUGUGAAGAUUGAUCACACCGGCAAAUUCAAGCAUUUCUUGGUUGAUCCUUACUGCAAACGUGUGGAAAGGCCUGCUUUAAAUGAUGAAGUCGACAUUUUAAUUCUUGGUGGUGGUUUUGGUGGUUUGAUCACCUCAGUCAAGCUCGUCGAAGCUGGCAUUACGAGCUUUAGAAUUAUCGAGAAAGGUGGAGGAUUCGGCGGAACUUGGUGGUGGAACCGUUACCCUGGCGCUGCUUGCGAUACCGAGUCACUCAUCUACUUGCCUCUUUUGGAAGAGACAAAUUACAUCCCACCUGAACACUAUGCCAAGGCUCCCAUUAUAUUGGAACACUGUGACAGAAUUGCCAAGAAAUGGGGCCUGUAUGAUCACGCAGUAUUCCAGACGGAAACAAAUGAGCUGAAAUGGGACGAAGCCCGCUCUCGUUGGAUUGUCAAGACUGACAGAGGUGACAGUAUUGGUGCCAAGUUUGUGAUUUGCUCAUCUGGGCCAUUGCAUUCUCCCAAGUUACCUGGUGUCCUCGGCCUUGAGGAAUUCAAAGGCGAAACCUUCCACACUUCGCGAUGGGACUAUUCUAUAACUGGUGGAAACUCAUACGGCGGUUUGGACAAACUCAAAGACAAACGCGUAGCUAUUAUUGGAACCGGAGCUACCGGCGUUCAAGCCAUUCCUCAUCUGGGUGCAUCAGCCAAACAUCUAUAUGUCUUCCAACGAACACCCUCAAGUAUCGAUGUUAGAAACAACCGCCCGGUUGACCCAGAAUUCGUAAAAACUCUCAAACCCGGAUGGCAAAAGUACCGACAAGAUAACUUCAAUGUUCUCACUGCUGGUGGAUACGUGGAAGAGGACCUCGUGGGUGAUGGUUGGACCUCAGUAUUCACGGAAUUGGUGUCAUUGAUCAAGUCCCAGAGGAAGAAUCCCCCUCCCAAACCUAUGAAGCAACACGAGUUGUUGCAGCUUGCUGAUUACCGUAAAAUGGAGGCAAUCCGAGCAAGAGUCGACGCCACCGUAAAGGAUCCCAAGACUGCUGAAGCCCUCAAGCCAUACUACAACCAGUUCUGUAAAAGACCCUGCUAUCACGACGAAUACCUCCCAACAUUUAACCGACCAAACGUCACCCUUGUUGAUACCAACGGUAAAGGUGUUGAACGACUCACUGCCAAAGGUGUCGUUGCUGGUGGAGUAGAGUACCCCGUCGACCUCGUGAUCUUUGCUACUGGAUUUGAAGUUGGUACUAGCUGGACUUCUAGAAACGGCUAUGAGAUUUACGGCAUCAACAACCAGUCCAUUUCUGAGAAGUGGAAGGAUGGAAUGGCUUCAUUGUUUGGAAUUGCUGUGAACAACUUCCCAAAUCUCUUCUUCAUUCAAGGAAGUCAAGCAGGUGCCUCGGUGAACUUCCCCCAGAUCAUUGCCGAACAAGCUACCGCAAUUACAGAGAUCUUGAAAAAGGCCCACUCGACAAAUAUUGCUCGAAUCCAACCAACGCUGAAAGCCGAGACUGAGUGGAUUAACCAGAUUGUCGGUUCGGCCGUCGUUCGAAAGUCCUUCUAUGAGACUUGUACUCCAGGCUACUACAACGCCGAAGGACAAGUAUCACGUAGAGUUGCGCGUAAUUUCUCAUUGGGAACUGGACCAGUCGUGUAUGCCGACAUUCUUGAAAAGUGGACUGCACAGAAGGGAAUGGAAGGAAUGGAGAUCAAGUAUGGUUCUCCACAAGAAGCUGCUAGACUUUAA